Messenger RNA from Dendroctonus ponderosae (mountain pine beetle), 969 nucleotides. Its product is annotated as myrosinase 1-like. Bases 127 to 954 code for a protein of 275 amino acids. The record is from RefSeq and is a predicted model, not a curated record. Gene Ontology annotation, molecular function: beta-glucosidase activity. Gene Ontology annotation, biological process: carbohydrate metabolic process. NCBI's taxonomy places the organism in Eukaryota, Metazoa, Arthropoda, Insecta, Coleoptera, Curculionidae. The transcript has 5 exons.
GUUGCUCUCUCAUUUUUACGAGAUUUGAUCUGUAAUUGAAGCAAUUAGAUAACAUUAAUAAUUCAGACAAUGGCAACAGUAUCAUAUUUAUGUCGCUGUUAUUUGUAAACUUUUUAAUACACGAAAAUGCGUUUUGGAAUCCAGUAUUUGACGGCCCUGAUUAUCACAGCGUCUGCCCUAGAGGUGAACCAAAAUCCGUUCCCCGAGCACUUCAAACUUGGAGUAUCCACGUCGGCUUACCAAAUAGAAGGGGCAUGGAACGAAGAUGGAAAAGGGUCCAGUAUUUGGGACGAUUUUGCCCAUGAGUAUCCAGAGCUGAUCCAAGAUGGUUCAAAUGGAGACAUUGCAUGCGACUCGUAUCAUCGCUACAAAGAAGACGUGGCUCUGCUUAAAGAGUUGGGGGUGCAGUUGUAUAGAUUUUCCAUUUCAUGGCCCAGAAUUCUGCCCAAUGGCACUUCCAAUAAUAUCAAUGAGGCCGGCAUCGAAUAUUACACAAACUUACUGAAGCUUCUACAAGAAAACGGUAUAGAGCCGAUCGUGACCCUCUAUCAUGCAGAUCUUCCAUCAGUGUUUCAAGAAAUGGGUGGAUGGGAUAAUCCGGAGAUUGUAAAUUAUUUUGGCGAUUAUGUGCGACUGUGCUUCCUCCGUUUUGGGCAAUACGUGAAAUACUGGGUGACCAUCAAUGAACCCAUUAGUACAUGCGACAUAGGAUACCCAUAUUCGACGGGUUAUUUGGUUUUGAGUGAAAGCGUCUAUUUAUGCGCCUACACCAACAUGAAAGCACAUGCCCUGGCUUAUCACAUUUACCAAGAUGAAUUUCAAAAAGAACAGCAAGGUAAAAUUUCACUUUCAUCGUCCGUCACUUGGUAUGAGCCAGCAUCGAACAGUACCGAUGACCAAGAAGCUCAGGAUCUGGCACUGCAAUUUUCAGUGAGUUAUUUUGAAAGCAGCUAAACAAUAGGGUAUUUU